Molecule: messenger RNA, 3608 nt
Organism: Grus americana (Whooping crane)
Lineage: Eukaryota; Metazoa; Chordata; Aves; Gruiformes; Gruidae
Gene: PBX3
Product: PBX homeobox 3
Exons: 8
Coding region: 934-1986 (350 amino acids)
Biological process (GO): neuron development; regulation of transcription by RNA polymerase II; brain development
Cellular component (GO): nucleus
Molecular function (GO): DNA-binding transcription factor activity, RNA polymerase II-specific; RNA polymerase II cis-regulatory region sequence-specific DNA binding
Source: RefSeq, a predicted model, not a curated record
UCUCGCGCGCGGCCGCUCUCCUCCUUCACAGGGUGACACGUCUGCGGUGAGUGAGUGGCGUUGGCAGGCUGUCAAUCCCUCACCGGAGCGGCCAUCAAACAACAUAAAACACACACAGGCACCGGGCGGCGGGGCUCAUAAAUUCCAGCGGGCUGAGAUUUUUGCACAUUGCUUUGCAGAGAGUGUGUAAUUAAUUUUUUUACAGUUCUUUCCCCGUUAUUUCCGCUCUUUGCUUUGCACAAGUUCAAACUUUUGAUUGCUGCUGUUUUACCCCCGUUGCACAGACUUGGGAUCAUUUGUUAUUUUUGGGGGGGAGGGCAAUUAAUUUUUUUUUCCCCUCUAUGAUUGUGUUUUCUUGGCUUUUUUAUGUUGCAGUUUGGGGGUGGGGGUGUUCGCCUGGUUUGUUGUGGUUUUUGCUGUUUGCCACCCUCCUAACUUCUUAAGGAUUUGAAAGCGAGUUUUUUGAUUUUGUUGUUUUGUUGUGUUUUUUUUUUUAAAUUUUGCCUUUUUGCAAAGAAGAUUUUUGGACAAGUGGGGAAAGACAUAAAAAGCAACAAUAAAAAUAAAAAAAGGAAAAAAAAAACCUUUGAAGGAAGAUUGUACCAGGAAAACUGCAAAGAAACCUUAUCAACUCAUUUAUCCAAGCCACAAAUAUGAUGAUGAUGAAAGAAGAUUGUAACUAGAGAAGAGAGUGAUUUACUGCACUGGGAAGGAGAAGAGAGUGGAAUAAACAGCUGAGAUCCGGUCAAAACACAAAUACUGAUUUUUUGUUGUUGUUGUUUUGUUUGGCUUUUUUUUUUUUUUUUUUUUUUUUUGGUGUGUGUGUGCAAGAGCGAAAUAAGGAGUCAGAACUGAGCCUGACUUCAGGAGCCGGGCUGACCGGCGCUCGCUCUCCCGACGCCCGGCAGCGCGGCCCGGGCCGCGGCAGGAGGGAUGGACGAUCAGUCCCGGAUGCUGCAGACUCUGGCCGGCGUGAACCUGGCCGGCCACUCGGUGCAGGGGGGCAUGGCCCUGCCUCCUCCCCACGGACACGAAGGGGCAGACGGCGACGGCAGGAAGCAGGACAUCGGCGACAUCCUCCACCAGAUCAUGACCAUCACUGACCAAAGCCUGGAUGAGGCACAAGCAAAGAAACACGCACUAAACUGCCACAGAAUGAAACCCGCCUUGUUCAGUGUCCUCUGCGAGAUCAAGGAGAAAACAGGUUUGAGCAUCCGAGGAGCCCAGGAGGAAGACCCUCCCGAUCCCCAGCUAAUGAGACUAGACAAUAUGCUUCUGGCAGAAGGAGUCUCAGGUCCGGAGAAAGGUGGGGGAUCGGCGGCAGCAGCUGCAGCCGCAGCAGCCUCUGGAGGGUCUUCAGAUAACUCUAUUGAACACUCAGAUUACAGAGCCAAAUUGACCCAGAUCAGACAAAUCUAUCACACAGAGCUGGAGAAAUAUGAACAGGCAUGUAAUGAAUUUACCACACACGUGAUGAACCUUCUCAGAGAACAGAGCCGGACACGUCCCAUUUCUCCCAAGGAGAUUGAAAGGAUGGUGGGCAUCAUUCAUCGAAAAUUCAGCUCCAUCCAGAUGCAACUCAAACAAAGUACUUGUGAAGCAGUAAUGAUUUUAAGAUCAAGGUUCCUCGAUGCCAGACGGAAAAGGCGUAACUUCAGUAAACAAGCCACAGAAAUCUUGAAUGAGUAUUUUUACUCUCACCUCAGUAACCCCUACCCCAGUGAAGAAGCCAAAGAAGAGCUGGCAAAGAAAUGCAGCAUCACAGUAUCACAGGUGUCCAACUGGUUUGGCAAUAAGAGAAUCAGGUACAAGAAGAACAUUGGGAAGUUCCAGGAAGAAGCCAAUCUCUACGCGGCAAAGACGGCUGUUACUGCAGCGCACGCCGUGGCCGCGGCCGUCCAGAACAACCAGACAAACUCCCCCACCACACCAAACUCUGGUGGAUACCCUGCGUCAUGUUAUCAAUCAGACGGGAGGAUACAAUGAUGGCUUGGGAGGAAAUUCACUGUACAGUCCACAUAAUUUAAAUGCUAAUGGAGGCUGGCAGGACGCAACUACUCCAUCUUCUGUGACUUCCCCUACAGAAGGGCCGGGAAGUGUGCACUCUGAUACCUCUAACUAAUCUCCUAGCAACACUUUUUCCCUGAGCUGAGAUGCCUUGAUUAGCGCAUUCAGAGUCACAGGAGAAAAAGGAAAGAGUUUUUUGUAGCCAACCACCUACAGCUUUACUGUAAAACCUUGUCUUAUUAGAAAACUUGGUAAAUCUGUUUUUUAAAGGUAUCAUAAUCAUUUGUAUUUAUACUUAAAACACACAAUGUUAAAAAGCACUUUAUCCAAUUAGGCCAAGAUUUAGCAUUGUUUAUAGCCCUGUAACUAUUUUAUCAUAAUUUAUUAUCAGCAGUUUUAACGAUGUUGGUCUAACAGUUGCCAAUUACUUGGCCUUAAGGGUAAAAGUACAGGACGAGCUUAACCUCAAUAGCAAGAGCAGACACAAAGAAACACCUCACCUAAAUUUAACUUCGUGCAUAUUUCCGUGGAAAGUCGAAAUGAAUUGCAGACUUUGAUUGUGUUUAAUCUUUUCAUAUCUCUUAUAGAGUUGGAAUAAAAAGAGCUGUUCGGUUAUUUCGGUUAACAAUGGUUGUGUUUAAGAAUCCUUAUUCGUCACAUUUUUGUUGUGAUCUAUUGUCUUACAAAUUAGAUUGGAAACCAGGAGCAUCUUUUUCUUGCUAAAAGUACCCGGACCCCGAGUCUCCUCCCUGUAUUUCGACAUCGGACAUAGGUUGUUCUUAGGAGAUGAAGACACUCGCUGCUGAUCUCUGUGAAAGCCAAGACCCGGGGUUUUACAGUACGAGCUAGGUGCUGCACACGCCUGCCAAGAUGUGUUACCUCUUCUUGGCAGCAAACCACAAACAAACAAACAAAGGAAAAAAGCAAAGGAAAAAAGCACCAUCGUAUGGAGUGUUGUACAUAGUGUAGCAAAAGAGUAUUUAUACAUCUCACCAAUCAAACACAGCUUUAUUACCUCAUGCGAACUCAUACAAACCAAUAGACUUUCAACAUGUUCUGUAGCUUAGAGUGCUCACUUACUACCUCUGAACGAUACUCACGCUGUAGUUUGUCUCUUUCUUAUCUUUUUGCAUCUUGUAAUUAACUCUUUGUUUCCCCAUGAAAUGUAAUGUACAUUGUAAUCUUUUAAAAGAAUCAGGGUUGCGUUGGCAACUUUUAAAGAAGCGAAAGUGGAAACAUGGGGUCUUAGGUUUAACACAAAACAGUGAGACUGUUGUAAAUACUGAGAAACAUUUUGAAUGUUCUUCAUCUUGUUACUAAUCCACGCAAAAACCAACAACUAAUUGUGAUGCAUACAGACUUCAGUAUUCAGUACUGUAUAUUUCCCCCUGUGUAACAGGGGGCCCUUUCUUUCUCUCUUUUGUAUUGUAUGCGAUUCUGAAACUGAUUGAGUCAUGAAAAUAAUUUGUGGCAGUGAUUCUAAUGUAUUAAACCGUUUCGUGUUACUUUCUAACUGGAUUACACCCUGGAUUGAAAAGUCUUCCUCGUGGUAGUUAUAUGUAGUUUCAAACAUGAAUAAACUUUUUGCUUUCAUGAUCAAA